This is a messenger RNA of Daldinia caldariorum, 823 nucleotides long. RefSeq lists its product as uncharacterized. Lineage: Eukaryota; Fungi; Ascomycota; Sordariomycetes; Xylariales; Hypoxylaceae. The transcript has a single exon. The annotation marks the transcript as partial. The record is from RefSeq and is a predicted model, not a curated record.
AGCCCUCCGAAUUAGAUUUGCGAACUACACUAUUCCUUUAUCUUCCCCUUCAUUUAUAGUAUCUGAAGACAGACCAUCCAGUUAUUGAACAGAAUCUGAACUGCGCUAGCAACCGGCUAUUCAAUAAUAAGGACGUACUGAACUCCUUCAAGGAUAUUGUCGACCGUCUGACGCGACCAGUCCCGGAUCUCACGUUUGGAUACUAUGUUAAGGAUUUGUUCUAUGAUUCAGAUACCAGACAAGAGUUGCUUCCAUGGUAUAAGCCGGUGGGCGGUAACUUGCACUAUGCACAGAAUCAGUGUAUGACUGAUACUAUUUUAGCUUCGGAGAUCAAUUGGCCAGUGAUCCCGGACGACGAGAAUGUUGUUUACAGCAUGGCAUUUAACCAUCACGAGGUGAAGUUUCAUAUCGGAUGGCUUGACCGGGGCGUCAACAAGAAAGGGGAAGCCGUUCGAGAGUACAAGCUCUGGCUGUUUCGUGAUACUCAUCUUGGAACAGGUAAAAAGUUCAAACAGAUAUGGCAGAUUGUGUUCAAUAUUUAUUGUUUAUGUGAAGGAAAAGAUUAUUGCCUUAGGUAGGUAUUUUUUUUACUGUUACUAGGUAGUCGUGCUCCCUCUUUUACAGUCGCACGGCUUUUUCGCAUCUACACAUUCAACUGGUAUAUUUUCAAAUAGCCUUCGAAGUACAGUAUGCAUCCGCUCGCGACCUGAAUUAUUAGAAAGCUCUAAUUGACUAGGAAGUUCUAAUUGAGGCAAAACUGGCGAUGUAGUUUUUAUACGUUGCAUCGUGGGAUUGAAUAGGUAUAAUAGUUAAUGUGUUGGAC